Messenger RNA from Phalacrocorax carbo (great cormorant), 516 nucleotides. The record is from RefSeq and is a predicted model, not a curated record. NCBI's taxonomy places the organism in Eukaryota, Metazoa, Chordata, Aves, Suliformes, Phalacrocoracidae.
AUGGCCACGGCACCGCUAAACCUCCCGCGGCACACCUGCAGCCCCACAGCCCUGCUGGGCAGCGAGCUCCCUGCCCACACCUGUACCAUCUACUGGCCCUGGUUCUCACCCUACAGGUACUUCAUGGGCACCAAAGGAGCUGCCCAGCAGCACCUGGGCAGCCCCUCCAGCUUGGCCACCAGCACCUGGGAGACUGAGGAGCCCAGUGACCUCUUGGAGAUUGUCUGCUCCUCAGACAAGCUCCAGCUCCCUGAGAGGGACAGGUUGGCCAGCGGCAGAGCCAGCAUCACUGUCCAGGGCAUCCUCACUGCUUCCCAGUGGCAGCCGGUGCCCCAGUACAGCUACCCGUGCAUGCCAUGCUGCUGUGUCUUCCCAACACUGUGGUCAGUCAAGACCCACACCCAGCACGGCUCCCAAGAGGGCUACAGCUGCAAGGGGUACUACCGCAGGCUCAAGGGCCUGUGGGAGAAGGAGCAUAAGGAGCAGGAGGCUGCAGCUCCCAGGGUGCCUGUGUAG